AUGGUGUGCUCCAGCCCCGUGCCCAGAGCUCAGGGCUCCGGCCAGGAGGAGCGGCGCGGUGCCCAGCCCGACCUGCUGUGGCUGGCCGACCUCACGGGCGCCCACCUCGGCUUGGCCCCCAUCUCCCAGGACCCCGAGGACCGCUGCAGCAUCUGGGAGAACCUGGUGAGCCUGGUGGACUUCCAGAGCCCGGGUUUUCCCCUGACCUCCGAGGAGCUCUGCCACUACAUCGACAUCCCGCGCUCGCCCGCGUCCUCCCUGGUCACCACGAGCCUGCCCCGGGCUGUGACCCCACCUGGACCCCCAGGGGACAUCGACUACAGGACAAACAGCCACGUCAAGCCACCCUACUCCUAUGCCACCCUGAUCUGCAUGGCCAUGGAAGCCAGCCAGCAGCCCAAGCUCACCCUGGCUGCCAUCUGCAAGUGGAUCAGCGAUAAUUUCUGCUAUUUCCGCCGUGCCCACCCCAGCUGGCAGAGCUCCAUCAGGCACAACCUGUGCAUCAACAAGCGCUUUGUCAAGGUGCCCCGUGAGAAGGGGGAGCCGGGCAGAGGAGCCUUCUGGAAGCUUCACCCCCAAUAUGCCCAGUGGCUCAAGAGCAGCACCCUCAAAGGACACAGGGCCCUUCCAGAUCCUGUCCCAGCCUCCAGGAGAGCCCAGCAGGGCCCCCGGCGUGUCCCCAGCCCCGCCGGCGCCGCCACCGCCUCCGUCCCCCGCGGCGGCCUCGAGGUGGGCGCGGAGCUGCAGCGGCUGCUGUGCGAGUUCGAGGAGUUUGAGAGCUGCCAGCGAGGGGCCCAGCAGAGCCAGCAGCCCUGGGCAGAGGCACCCUGGGCACCCAGCGGUGCCCAGGGGUGCCAGGAGGGGCCGGGCGAGCUGACGGAGCUGAAGAGCAGCACGGAGUGGGAAGCGCUGCUGGAUGCCCCCGCGGAGCAGGGGGAAUUCUGUGCUCUGGGGCAGCCUGGAACCUUCCCCCUGCACCCCAGCAGGGCACGGGGCUGGCCCCAGGCCCUCGCUGAGCCCAGCCCUGCUAAACCAGGCCUGGAUGAAACCCUGAUGGCCACGGCGUUCCUGGAGGCCGCGUGGCACGAGGAGAUGAGAGGGAACCUGCCCAGCUGCAUCCCCGGCGAGCAGGAGGCCGGAAACUUCAUGGAUUGGGACUCUCUGGCCCCUUUACGGCUCUAUUAG
Messenger RNA from Agelaius phoeniceus (red-winged blackbird), 1185 nucleotides. RefSeq names its product forkhead box protein J1-like. NCBI's taxonomy places the organism in Eukaryota, Metazoa, Chordata, Aves, Passeriformes, Icteridae. The record is from RefSeq and is a predicted model, not a curated record. Gene Ontology annotation, molecular function: RNA polymerase II cis-regulatory region sequence-specific DNA binding; DNA-binding transcription factor activity, RNA polymerase II-specific. Gene Ontology annotation, biological process: regulation of transcription by RNA polymerase II. Gene Ontology annotation, cellular component: nucleus.